GAUUCCUCAAAUAUUACUUUUGAUACUCUGUUAGUGGUAUCAGAGCCUCUUUUUCGCUGAAAACAAGUUUGAUCCUGAAACCAUGGCCAACCAAAGCCCCUCAACAGACUCAAGCAAGACUACCAUCACCACUCCAGCAAUUGUUGCCGCUCCAACUGUUGGCAACCCAAACACCAAUUCAACCAAUGUCAUCACCUUCAACGUUGCUGUUCAGUUUCCAGUGAAACUCACUACUGAUAACUACUCAAGUUACAGUAGGCAAUUUAUUUCACUGCUCAAAGUCUAUCGGUUGUACGAGUUCGUGCUGGGAAUGAGGCCAUGUCCACCUAUAGAUCCCACUCCAAACUCACCUUAUGAUGUUUGGAAGAGGAAUUGUUUAUUGAGCAACCACCAAGUUUUGUUGAUAGCUCUCAGCCCUAGCAUGUUUGUCACCUUUGUAAGUCCAUCUAUGGUCUCAAAGAGGCUCCUUGUACUUGAACUUCAGCAUGGUACCGAAAAGUUAGUUGAAUCAAUUAUUUCCUUAAUGGGUGCCACUUUCUCUAUCAAAGAUUUGGGUUGCCUCAAUUAUUUUCUUGGUGUGAAUGCUAUCUUUACCAAUGCUGGUCUCUUUUUGUCACAAGCUCAAUACAUCCGUGAGCUAUUGGCCAAGUUUGGCAUGAGUGAUGCUAAGCCUGUGCAAUCCCCAUUGUCCACUGUCCUGUUGCAAUUACAUCAAGGGAAUCAGCUCUUUGAUGCUCAACCGUAUCGUCAACUUGUUGGUUCUUUGCAAUACCUUGCUCUUACUUGGCCGGAUAUCUCUUUUGCUGUUAACAAAUUAUCUCAGUUUCUUCAUGCUACGUCUGAUGUUCAUUGGCAAGCUACGAAGCGAAUUUUGCGGUAUCUUAAAGGUUCUUUAUUUCAUGGUCUUCUUCUCUGUCAACAACCGAUCUCUCCUUUGCAUGCUUUUUCUGAUUCAGAUUGGGCUGGUGACAAGGACACUUAUCAUUCUACAACUGGAUAUGUGGUGUUCCUCGGCAACAAUCCCAUUUCUUGGCGAGCCUGCAAGCAAAGAACUAUUGCUCGUAGUUCCACCGAGGCAGAGUACUAUGCACUCACUGUUGCUUCUUCUGAAUUGGUUUGGCUUAAGCAUCUACUUCAUGAACUUGGCCAUCCUAUAUCUGAAUGUCCUACAAUUUACUGUGACAAUGUUGGAGCUACCCAUCUGAUUCUUUCGGAUGAUGCAGCUACUAAACACUGGGGGAAAUUACUGCAUACCAUUGUCACCCUUUCGUCACGGCCAGAACAAGAAAGAGUGGAGCAAGAAUCGAAACUGCUAGACGUUGCAGAAAAUGUAAGAUAUACUGUUGCCUUUGUUAAACUUUAUAAUGUUGGGAAGAAAGAGGAGGAUCCAUUGUUUACUGAUAUAAAAGAUCCAAAGCAAUUCUUGGUGGCUUCACUAGCAAGGCUUUCUUCUCUUUCCUCUGGGAGGUACGCACAGAUCAUCAGUGAACAUCUUGAGCCAAUGAAUCAAGCUGCUUUACUUCAGCACUAUCGCACUUAUAGUUGCUUUAUAGUUUGAUAUCUUGUCUCUUUUUUCAUUGGGCUUAAGAUAUAUAUAUAUAUUGUUCUCUGCUGUUUUCUUCAUUUUGUGUCCAAACAGAGAUUAAUCCUGCUUUAUGAUUCCUGUUAAAUGUUAUAAUUUAUAUACAUUGCUGAACCAACAACUUAUUAGUCUAAAUGAAAGGAGCGGUCUUGA
Messenger RNA from Rubroshorea leprosula, 1735 nucleotides. The record is from the annotation of a GenBank genome assembly. NCBI's taxonomy places the organism in Eukaryota, Viridiplantae, Streptophyta, Magnoliopsida, Malvales, Dipterocarpaceae.